Messenger RNA from Pelobates fuscus (common spadefoot toad), 1404 nucleotides. It is a transcript of the gene HDAC8, whose product is annotated as histone deacetylase 8. The transcript is spliced from 11 exons. The record is from RefSeq and is a predicted model, not a curated record. The coding region runs from base 63 to 1172 and encodes 369 amino acids. Gene Ontology annotation, molecular function: histone deacetylase activity. Gene Ontology annotation, cellular component: nucleus. NCBI's taxonomy places the organism in Eukaryota, Metazoa, Chordata, Amphibia, Anura, Pelobatidae. Gene Ontology annotation, biological process: negative regulation of transcription by RNA polymerase II.
CCUCUGGAGUAGUUCAGACCAUAGACUAGUUCAGGCUGCUCGCCGCAUACCGAGCGGACAGGAUGGAGGAUUCACUUUCUCCGGUUUACAUCCAUAGCACCGACUAUGUGGAGCUGUGCGAUACCGUGCUGAGCAAAGUGCCCAGGAGGGCCAGCAUGGUACACUCAUUAAUAGAAGCAUAUGGACUGCUCAAAUAUAUGAGGGUAGUAAAGCCUAAAGUUGCCACAAUGGAAGAGAUGGCAGCAUUUCACACUGACUCAUACUUGCAACAUCUUCGCAAGGUGAGCGAAGAGGGCGACAACGAUGAGCCAGAGACCCUUGAAUAUGGAUUGGGUUACGAUUGUCCCAUCACUGAAGGCAUAUAUGACUAUGCUGCUGCUGUUGGAGGAGCCACAAUAACCGCUGCUGAACAGCUUAACGAAGGAAAAACCCGCAUUGCAUUCAACUGGCCUGGGGGCUGGCAUCAUGCUAAGAAAGAUGAAGCAUCUGGAUUUUGUUACCUUAAUGAUGCUGUCCUGGGGAUCUUAAAACUGAGGCAGAAAUUUGACAGAGUCUUGUACAUAGAUAUGGAUUUACAUCAUGGAGAUGGUGUCGAAGAUGCAUUUAGUUUCACUUCUAAAGUGAUGACAGUUUCUCUACACAAAUUUUCUCCAGGUUUCUUUCCUGGGACGGGAGAUUUAUGUGAUAUUGGUUUAGGCAAAGGGCGCUACUACAGUGUUAACGUUCCCUUACAAGAUGGCAUCAAAGAUGAUCAAUAUUACCAGGUGUGUGAGAGUGUCCUGAAAGAGGUUUUUACAGCCUUUAACCCUGAGGCAGUGGUUCUGCAGCUUGGUGCCGACACAAUUGCUGGGGACCCCAUGUGUUCUUUUAAUAUGACCCCUGAGGGCAUUGGCAAGUGUCUGAAAUAUGUUCUCCAAUGGCAAAUUCCUACCCUCAUCCUGGGAGGAGGGGGUUACAAUCUGCCAAACACUGCUAGGUGCUGGACCUAUUUGACAGCGCUUGUCCUUGGCAGGACAUUGUCUUCUGAAAUCCCAGAUCACGAGUUUUUUACAGAGUAUGGUCCAGAUUAUGUCCUGGAAAUUACUCCAAGCUGUAGGCCUGACAGAAAUGAUACACAGAAGGUGCAGGAGAUUAUAGGGUCAAUCAAAGGCAAUUUAAAGCGUGUCGUUUAAAGUCUUCAAAAGGUGCUGUUUACUCUCCCCAUGUCUGAUGGUUCAGCACCCUGUAUAUAAAGACUGUGCUCAUUGCUCAUGAUCUGAGUAUAUACUUUUUUAUUGCUGCACUAUGGCAAUGGUGUCUAACCCUACUGCAAAACAUUUGUUCUCUGGACCAAAAAUAUAUAUUUUUUUAAAUUUGUGCUUUUAUGGAUUGUUUUUAACUGGAUAUUAAAUAUUGUUUACAACA